GUUGCCACAGUGCGGUUGCAGCUAGCUCGAGAUGCGGUGUCAAUGAACAUAUUCUGGCAGGGCCCUCAGUACAUGUUAAUGGGAAUCGCAGAGGUUUUCUUCUUCAUUGGUCGGCUCGAGUUUUUCUAUGAGCAAUCUCCAGAUGCAAUGAGAAGCUUGUGCAGCGCUUUAGCGCUUCUUCUACCUGAGCUUGUUGAUUCUCACUCUUGUGGCGUAUUUCACUACGGCUGAUGGUAAAGAAGGUUGGAUUCCAGACGACCUUGAUAAAGGACAUCUUGAUUACUUCUUCUGGCUUUUAGUCGUCCUUGGGCUUGUCAACAUUCCUGUGCAUGUCUUCUUCUCUGUUAAGUACACGCAGAAGAAGGCUGCUGUAUAAGCCUAUCUUUCUUCUGUAACAUGUUAUGGGUAUCUGGUUCAUCAUGUUCAUAUUAAUGCUCUGUGUUCUGUAGUUUUAUACAGUUAUGGAAAUUUGUGAAUAUGAAUGUUUGGGAGUGUCAAGAGAAACGUAAGUUCAAGGGAGAUAUGUUCAUGAUUGGGAGGCCAUGUAAAAAAUAUGAACCUUGUACAUUGAACGAAAUAUGAUUCUUAAUAUUUUAAUUGUUCAAAAUCAAAUUUUAUUUACACAUCAAUUAUGAGAAUUACCAAUUAUAUCUAUCUUAAGGUAGGAUCAUAAUUUAGAAAUAACAUCUAGCCAUGUGUUAUACUACAAAAAAAAUUAUAUUAGUAAUUUAAUAAAAACAUAAAAAUUCAUUAAAAAUAAUUAUGUAAAAUAAUAUUAUACUACUAAAAAUGCCGAUCACAAGGGUGAUCUUGUAAGUACCGAGCAUGGUGAUAUCUACCAUUGUCAACUUGCGGGGCAUGGUAAUGUUCUUUAAGCUGCUUGAGACAUUAUCAACAGUCAAUGGUUUAGUCUCCUGAGUAAGGACUUAGUCUUCUCAUCUGUUUUAGAGUCUUGCAGAAUUCUUGAAAACACACUCUCCUUUUGGCUCUCAGUAAGAAGGUCUGCUAUUUUCUUCUCACAUGCAUUCUCUCCAUGUGAGAUGAGAUGAGUCGGCAGUAGGAGCCGUGUUUAAAUAGCCUUUUAUACCUGAUCCGGAUACGAAUCUUUCUUCAUAAUUUUCCUGGUUUAUGGCUGUCCAUAUCGACCUCCAUAUUUUCCAUUCAGUGACAUCCACAUUAUGGACUAGACCAAGCUUGUCUCCAAUACUGUGAAGAUUACGAUCCGUCCAAAAAGGAAUUGCACAAGGAUAGUUUUUUUAUCGAUAGUGGCUCCUAACGAACAUAUACAACCAUACAAGUUGUAAUGAAAAAGUUCAAAGGCUUUUUCUUUUUUUUUUUAGUUCAAAGGUUGUAUUUGUCAAUGAUAAUAGGAAGGUGUUAACAAAUGUUGAUAAUUUUUCGAACCAUCAUUUUGUGGUAGCUUUUGGGGAACAAGAAGAAACUUAACAACUGGCAUUUCUAAAAAUCCCUUAAAUAUUUAUGAACUUAUACCCCCAAAAUAUAUAUAUUAAUAAAAUAUGCAGCUAUGGAAAAAGUAUCAUAUCAUUAAAUCCUAUAGAUAUUCAAAAUCUUAGAGAAUUGUUUUCUUAUAAAAAGCCACUAGAAAUAUAAUCUAAUAAUAAUUAUUUCUCCUAAAAAUAAUCAGAUAUGCAAGUUUACACAAUUAUAAAAUUACAACUUCAGUUAAUAAAAUACACUAAACUAAGAAAAAUAUACUAAUCAAAAAGCAUCCUCUAUCUUACUCCCGCCUCUCUUUGCUUUCGUUCCAAUCAGAUUUCGUUUUUGAAAUAGCAAAAACAGAUACAUAAAAAUUACAAGAUCUUUUACUAAAUUAGAUUUGAACAAGAAAAUUAUUAAGAAGUUAACGUCUUCUUCUCCCCUAGUAUUUUGUUUGGUUUUAAUUGAAUUGUGCGAAAGAGAAGAGAAGAUGUCUAGUUACGUUGGUGUUCUAGUCUCUGAUCCAUGGCUACAAAGCCAAUUCACACAAGUGGAGUUACGCAACCUUAAAUCCAAGUUUGUUUCGACAAAAACUCGUUCGGGCCGUGUAACUGUGAAAGAUUUGCCCCCAUUUCUAGCAAACUUGAAAGAUUUCAGUGGUACUUUUGUUGAAAAUGAGAUCAAAACGAUAUUGGAUGAGUCUUAUCCCAAUCGUCAUGAGGAAGUUGAAUUCGAAACCUUUCUCCUGGCCUUUUUAGCUGUGCAAUCCCGAAAAGGAGGAUCAAAAGGUGCUACAUCGUUUCUUAAGACAAGUACUACAACAUUUCACCGCGCGAUCAGUGAAUCCGAAAAAGCUUCCUAUAUCUCCCAUAUAAAUAAUUAUUUGAGAGAAGACCCUCUCUGGAACAGCUAUAUUCCAAUCAAUCCUGCUACUGAUGCCUUGUUUGAUAUUGUUAAAGAUGGUGUUAUUUUGUGUAAGCUUAUAAAUGCAGCAGUGCCUGGCACGAUAGAUGAAAGAGCAAUCAAUAUGAAGAAAGAACUUAAUCCAUGGGAGAGAACUGAGAACCUUUCCCUCUGUCUCAACUCUGCAAAGGCAAUUGGCUGCACCGUCGUUAACAUUGGAACUCAGGACAUUGCUGAAGGAACACCGCAUCUCGUGCUUGGGCUGAUAUUUCAGAUUAUAAAGAUACAAUUGUUGUCUGAUCUCAAUCUUAAGAAAACUCCACAACUUGUUGAGUUGGCGGAAGAUAAUCAGGACGUGGAGGAGCUUGUGGGACUAGCUCCUGAAAAGAUUUUGCUGAAAUGGAUGAAUUUCCAUCUUAAGAAAGCUGGUUACGAGAAACAAGUAACCAACUUCUCUUCUGAUAUUAAGGAUGGAGAGGCAUAUGCAUAUUUGCUAAAUGCUCUUGCCCCUGAACACAGUACACAUGUGACAUUAGAGACCAAAGACCCUUCAGAGAGAGCAAAGAAAGUCCUUGAACAAGCAGAGAAGCUAGACUGUAAAAGAUACCUUUCUCCUGAAGAUAUAGUCCAAGGCUCUGCAAAUCUUAAUCUUGCCUUUGUGGCGCAACUGUUUCAGCACAGGAAUGGAUUGUCUGAAGAGAGUUCGAAUCCACCUGUCUCUUUUGCUGAAAUGAUCACAGAAGAUGAUGAAACUUCUCAAGAAGAAAGAUGCUUUCGCCUCUGGCUUAACAGUCUUGGUGCUGCUACUUAUAUCGAUAAUGUUUUUGAGGAUGUUAGAAAUGGAUGGGUUCUUCUUGAAAUUCUUGACAAAGUAUCACCAGGCUCGGUCAACUGGAAACAUGCUAACAAACCUCCGAUUGAAAUACUAUUCAAAAAGGUUGAGAAUUGCAACCAAGUUAUCAAGAUUGGUAAAGAACUGCGUCUUUCGCUUGUCAAUGUAGCUGGUAAUGAUAUUGUGCAAGGAAAUAAGAAGUUCAUUUUAGCUUUCUUGUGGCAGUUGAUGAGAUACACAAUGCUCCAAACUCUGAAUAGCUUGAAAUCUCACUGGCAAGGUAAAGAAAUCACGGAAACAGAUAUUCUAAACUGGGCAAACCGAAAAGUCAAGAAAAUGGGUCGGACCUCUCAAGCUGUGAGCUUCAAGGACAAGAAUCUGUCUAAUGGAAUAUUCUUUUUGGAGCUUUUGAGCGCUGUAGAGCCAAGAGUUGUAGACUGGGGUCUUGUAACUAAAGGAAGAACAGAAGAGGAAAAGAUGUUGAACGCAACAUACAUCAUAAGUGUUGCAAGAAAGCUCGGAUGCUCAAUUUUUCUGUUACCUGAAGAUAUAAUAGAGGUAUACCAGAAAAUGAUGCUUAUAUUGGCUGCUAGCAUCAUGAACUGGAGCCUCCAGCAACAAUCCGACACUGAGUCGUGGGUCUCUGAUGAUUGUGACGUAAGCUCUCUGACAGAAGAAAUCUCCAUUUUGUCCAUAGACGAUGGCUCCUCAGAUGCCCAAAAUGAUGAAGAUGUAAAAUAACUUUCAACUUUAUUGCUAUCAUAUCAAAAGAGUAAAGAAAAGAAAACAGAAUGUAGCUCUAAAUGUAUAUUUGAUUUUGUGGAAAGACAUUGUCAUUUGAAGACUUUUGGUCAUGAAGAGUCAUAUUUGUUUUUUUUUUUUACUAUUAAAUUCUUAUAAAUGAGAAAUGAAUUCAUAGAUUAAACUCUGCAGGUGAAGCAAAUGGUGCAUAUACUGAAACGAGAUAAUAAAACUCUAUUGUUAACAUCUACAUCAUAUGAUUGAUUGUUUUUGUAAAGAAAGAUUUGAAAAGUUAUGGGCAAUAUGUUCCAUGAAAACAGAGAAGAGAAAAAUCACAUUUGGCAAAAUAAUAUUGGCUUGGUGAGAAUUCAACCAGAAUAAGACACAUGGCAAGCGUUGAUUGAAGCUGUUCUUCAAUUAGUAUUUUGUAUAAAACACAUUCUGAUUUUACAUUUUGGAUUUAUUCAAAAAUAGUCAUUUUAUUUUUUCAUCUAUCUAACAGAAUAUGUAGCUGGUAUUGAGUUCAUUCUUUUGAGAAGGUUUGUCUCCAUGCACGAUCUUCUGCAAAUGAGCUACGGUUUGGUGUUCUAGGAACAUCAAAUUGAUUCUUCAUAAAGGAGCUUACAAAGUCCUUUAUCAGUGGUAUCAUGACCUCUAUUUCCUCAUAAUCUAGUGAUAAUCUAACUAAUAUUGAUGGCAGAAAUGAGAUCUCAAACGAUGUUGAAGGAAACGGUGGUGUGCAAGAUGGAAGGUUUUAUAACUCGUUUCAAAGAGUUGGAAAACAAACUUGAUCGAAGUAUUGUAGAUAUGUUUUAGGCUAUUCAAUUGUUAUUGAAGAAUACAAUGCAUGCUUCCACAAGUGGUGAAAGGAGUCGUGGAGUGUGGUUUCACCGACGAGAAAAUUAUUCACAGAGAUGCAGGAAUACCGGCCUUGCGAUAAUCACAAGUUUUGCAAUCAAACUACACAAACCUUAUGAGAUUCGCAAAAUGAACUUACCCUCACUGUGUAAUGAGCUAAUAUCACAUAGCAAGAAUCAAUCAACCUAGACUUCUAGACCUACCCACAUGUGGCCUGGCUGGCUCUAUCCACACCCACGGUCACCAUAUUCACUUAUGCCUAAAUCUAGCAUAACUCAAUCUUACCAGCACCGCUAACCAUAUCAUUAUCCAUAUUCCUGAUUACACCUAUUCUUGGUGUCACAAAGUAACAUCACAGAUUUCAUCAACCCGAACAUUCUCACUAGACAUCUCAUCAUCUCAAUCAUUCUCAUCACACAACUCAUUAUUACAAUCAUUCUCGUUAUACAACUAGUUUAUCAUUUAACAACCUAACAUAGUCUAGGGGCCUUCCAUCACAUUAACACAAUUCAACAAACAUAAUAGAUCUAAAAAUUCAUCUUAUAAACACUAAUCAACAACAAUACCUAGAAUACAUUAGCAAAGGUCUAACACCCGAAGUAUUAUAACACUUGAAAAGUAGAUCUGGAGAAUAGAUCUGAAGGAGUAGAUCUCAAACACAAAUCUGAAGGCGAAGAGUGAAGAACACACACAACAAACAUGAACCAAGUGUGGAUUGGUGUUCGCAACUGACGAAUAGUGGUUGACCGGCGGUUCACGGUGGCACACAAUAGAAUGGCUCUGUUUCGUGAAUGAUUUUUUAGUCAAAAUGGGUGAUGGUUCUACUUCUAUAGAUAAUUUCCAAUCCCAGCCCUAACUCGUCUUUUGCCUAGAGAAAGUCUGCCAGUAUACCUCCUUGGCCCGGACUCAACAAUGGAGAAUCUUGGACAAUGGGUGCAAACCUGAUCUAACAAUAUUGCGUGAGUUAAGAAGGACUGCAUAUAGUCGCUGACUAAAGCAAGCCUAGCGAAGCGUUGCAAAGAUCUUGAGAGACCUUAAAACCCUAGCUGCCAGAUCCAUCUUUCUCUUCCUCUAUGGACCUAUCGGGGUUUCCCUUUAAAACAAAACAAUUUUGGACUUGGUGUUUUGAGGUGUUAUAUUUAUUACUAAGAUCUAAAAACCAAGAGAAAUACCACGAAAACUAGGAGCAUUUAAAAUUAUGGUUACAUGACAUACUCUUAGAGUUUGUGUUUUGAGAAAAAUCUAAUUUAUUACUCUCUCUGUGUCAAAAUAAGUGGGUUUUAAAGUUUUUGCACACUGAUUAAGAAAUUACAAAAUUUUAUUCAAUUUUUCUCGUUUGUAUAAAAACAACAAUAAGUAUAGAUAAUUCAAUUAAUAAGAAAUUAUACUGGUAAAUACACAUAGUCAAAAACAAAAAAAAAUUGUAUUUAGUUUUUUCAUGGAAACUUGAAAACAUCAUUUAAAAUAAUGAAACAAAUUUUUUCUCUUAAAACACCAUUUAAAAUGACACGGUGGGAGUACUGGUAUAUAAAAGUAGGAAUAAAUUGAUGUGAUGUCCUAAUGAUAUAGUUACACAGCUAAGUAAAAUUUUAUUGUUUUCCGUCAAAUGCCAACUUAAAUUAGUAUCACAUUAAAUAAUCAUGCCAAACAUAUAAAAUACACAUAAUUUUAUUUAAUGACAUGCGUGUGCAUAUAUACAAGUUAAUACAAACUCCAACAAGAGUCUCUCUCUCUCUCUCAGAGAAGAAACAUAAAACAAAUUACCAAGAUGAUGAUGAUGAAGACGAAGAGAAAUAAAGGAGAACUACUAUGUACGCACACACGGCAACCACUAUAUUCAUACGUCGUUACCGUUAAUGAAUUCGAGGAGAUGCAAUAGAGAGGCUACUUCGGUGUUUCGCCGGAAGAAUAAAAAGUUUGCAUGAGUCGUCGGCGUACAUGGGAAAGCCAGGCAUUUCUUUAUUUAUAAUUUCUCUCUAUUUAAUCUUCAAUAUGUAUUUUUUUUAAUUAAAUAGGUCGAAUAAUUCAGAUUCUAUCGUAAUCAACCCAGAAAUAAGAUGGAUCGAUCUGCUUUCCCACCUUUGUUUUUUUUUUACUAUUAGUUUGUGUUCUCCCUUCUUCCUGCUAUUUUAUUUGGUCCUAUUAUAUUUUUGUUGUAUUAUAUAUUUUCAUAUAAUGUUAUAACUAAUCCAAAUAUACAAUUGUAUAUAUUUUAUAAAAUAAUAUAUUGAUAUAUAGAGUAUAGACUAAUUGAAAAAAUGAGAUAUUUCAUUAUUUGUAUCUGAUUCUGAUAUUUAGUCGUUGUUUGUUACGUUAUUG
This is a messenger RNA of Brassica rapa (field mustard), 7090 nucleotides long. RefSeq names its product fimbrin-4. Gene Ontology annotation, cellular component: actin filament bundle; actin filament; cytoplasm. Gene Ontology annotation, molecular function: actin filament binding. NCBI's taxonomy places the organism in Eukaryota, Viridiplantae, Streptophyta, Magnoliopsida, Brassicales, Brassicaceae. The record is from RefSeq and is a predicted model, not a curated record. Gene Ontology annotation, biological process: actin filament bundle assembly; actin filament network formation.